AUGGCAUCUUUCCAGAUUGGCCCAGUCUCGACAGCUGUCGGUCACCACCGCCAUUUCCAUUCGAGUUUUUAUUCCCGUCGAGUCUACCUGCGGCCGCGUCUUCUCGGCCGACGUUCUUAUUCCAAGGAGCAUUCGCACGGCCCGGAGGCCUCUUCCAAGGUGAACGGCUCAAGGAUUCGGUGGUACCCGAUCCCCGUCGGUCUCGGCGUUGGGUUUUUGGGUCUAGUUCAAGUCUACAAGGUUUACAGCCGAGAGCAGGAACAAAAAGUCGAGAAUGCCCGCCCAAAGAGGAGGCGGGUUCGGCCCGAUGGGCCGUGGCAGGUCCAGAUCAUGUCAACACUGCCACUAAAGGCAAUGUCGAGGCUCUGGGGCAGAUUCAACGAACUUACUCUUCCUACCUUCCUGCGGGCCCCAGGGUUCCGGCUCUAUUCGUGGAUCUUUGGAGUCAACCUGGACGAGAUUGCGGAACCCGAUCUCCGCAAAUACCCCAACUUAGCUGCCUUCUUUUACCGUCAGCUUAAACCCGGCGCCCGUCCUCUAGACCCGAAUCCCAAUGCGCUUCUCUCUCCCUCAGAUGGCCGGAUUCUCCAAUUUGGGCAGAUCGAAGGCGGCGAUAUUGAACAGGUCAAGGGAAUGACCUAUACAAUCGACGCCCUCUUGGGACGAAACAGCCGGACACCCAGCGUCUCCAGCUCGACAUCUCUCGAUUCGCUUGCCAUUGAAAGCGUCCAUGAGUUGGAAGGGGAUGAGGAGCUGGUCAAGAGAGACGAGGAGUUUGCUCGCAUGAAUGGCAUCUCAUACACCCUCCCGAGUCUGCUAUCCGGUGACAAGAAACAGCGGAGAGACAGCAUGGACAAGCAUCCAAAGGAUGAAUCAAUCACGCCCUCCCCAGCCUCUGUCUCGGAAGUGCGCGCCGAGCUUGCCUUGGGCGAAAAGCCCUGGCAUGAUUACCUGACGAACAGCAGCCACCAUAGACUGUAUUACGCGGUAAUCUACUUGGCCCCUGGCGAUUACCACCGUUUCCACUCCCCGACAAACUGGGUUGUGGAGCGGCGACGCCAUUUUGCUGGCGAGCUGUUUAGCGUCUCGCCCUAUCUUCAGCGCACGCUGCCCGGCCUGUUCACGCUCAAUGAGCGUGUCGUUCUUUUGGGCCGCUGGCGCUGGGGCUUCUUCAGCUACGUACCCGUAGGUGCGACCAAUGUAGGCUCCAUCAAGAUUAACUUUGACAAGGAGCUUCGCACCAAUAGCCUGACUGCGGAUACACAGGCUGCAAGGGACGCUGAGGAAGCGGCCAAGCGCGGCGAGCCCUACCUUGGGUAUGCCGAGGCGACAUAUGAGGCUGCCAGCCCCGUGCUUCACGGCUAUGCGCUCAGACGUGGUGAGGAGAUGGGUGGCUUUCAGCUGGGCAGCACCAUCGUCCUUGUAUUCGAGGCGCCGGCGUCGGAGCAUGAUGAGAGCGGACGCCAUGUUGCCGGCUGGAAGUGGAGUGUAGAGAAGGGGCAGCGGGUUAAGGUCGGUCAGGCCUUGGGACAUGUUGAUCUGUGA
This is a messenger RNA of Thermochaetoides thermophila DSM 1495, 1545 nucleotides long. RefSeq lists its product as uncharacterized. Gene Ontology annotation, molecular function: phosphatidylserine decarboxylase activity. Bases 1 to 1545 code for a protein of 514 amino acids. Gene Ontology annotation, biological process: phosphatidylethanolamine biosynthetic process. The transcript is spliced from 3 exons. Gene Ontology annotation, cellular component: mitochondrion. The record is from RefSeq and is a predicted model, not a curated record. NCBI's taxonomy places the organism in Eukaryota, Fungi, Ascomycota, Sordariomycetes, Sordariales, Chaetomiaceae.